Prunus avium (sweet cherry) is the source of this 689-nucleotide messenger RNA. Lineage: Eukaryota; Viridiplantae; Streptophyta; Magnoliopsida; Rosales; Rosaceae. The record is from RefSeq and is a predicted model, not a curated record.
GAGGCUCUGAGCUCAUCCAAAUGCCCGAAAACCUAGCACUCUAAUUUUAGAACCCCAAAACCAAAAACCAACCACGCAUAUACACAAAACACAACGCACACACUCAAAUGGAUAAUCAACCAAAACACUCCUCUAUUGGAUCCAAUCUUGCCUUUCUCUCCUUACUCUUGGCUAGCGUUGUUUAUCUUUGUAUACGGUCUUCUUCAUCCUCCCUCAUAAACCCUCCCUUUAGCUUUCAGAAACAUGACGCCCAAUGCCUGUCAAAGAACUCAAGCACCACUACCACCACUACAUCUAAUGUGGCGCCAGAGGAGCUUUUGGCCACCCUAGACAAGGCCUCGAUUGGCAACAAGACUGUGAUCAUUGCUGUUAUAAACAAGGCCUACGCAGUCCAAGAGGUCAAGGCAGACACCACCAUGCUUGACCUUUUCAUCGAGAGCUUUUGGCAAGGGGAGGACACUAGGCAUCUGCUUGAUCAUCUUGUGCUCGUGGCUGUUGAUCAGACGGCCUACGAUCGCUGCCAGUUUCUGAGGCUCAACUGCUACCGGCUGGAAACGGACGGUGUUGAUUUUGGGGGAGAGAAGCUUUACAUGUCUCAAGAUUUCAUCAAGAUGAUGUGGACAAGAACUUGGUUUCUGUUGGAGGUUCUAAAGCGCGGUUACAGCUUCAUAUUCACGGUAAACUUCUAG